UUUCCGGUAUGGUUUUCUACUACUUGGCCACCAUUUUUCUCUUCAACAACCCCAUUUGUUCCCCUCCUGAAGAAGGGGCACUGAUAUCGUCGCCGCCGGAGGGAAAAAAUGAAUCUCCGACCAACAUAAGCCACCUACUAUUCGGCCUCAUCGGCUCCGAGAAGGCGUGGCACUCCAGGAAGGCCUACGCGGAGUCAUGGUGGCGCCCCGGCGUGACCCGCGGCUUCAUUUAUCUGGACGUGGCCCCCACCGGGGAUCUCCUCCCUUGGUCGCCGUCUUCCCCGCCGUACAGAGUCUCGGAAAAUAUAAGCCCGAUGGUGGCGCGUAUAGUGCACGGGAUAAAGGAGGUGUUUAGGGAGAGACACGAGGGGGUGAGGUGGGUGGUGAUGGGAGACGAUGAUUCCGUGUUUUUCGUGGAGAAUAUGGUUGAUGUUUUGGCGCAAUAUGAUCAUACGAAGUAUUAUUAUUUUGGGGGGCAAUCGGAGUUCGUUAUGUCCCACCACUGGUACUCGUUUAACCAGGGAUUCGGCGGCGCCGGGAUCAUUCUCAGUUACCCUCUCGCCGAAGCUUUGUCUAACUACAUGGAUAGUUGCCUGAGGAGAUAUGGGCACUACAUCAAAUCUUCAGAUCAUAUUACCAUGCUUUGCAUAGCUGAUCUUGGAGUUAAUUUUUCCCCCUUGAAGGGGCUGCAUCAGAUUGAUUUACAUGGGGACCUGUCUGGAUUUCUGUCGGCCCAUCCCAAAUUUCCACUGCUAUCCCUUCAUCAUCUCGACGUGGUGGAGCCCAUCUUUCCGGGCAUGGACCGAUUCCAAUCGGCGAAGCAUUUGGUGAGGUCGGCGGACCACGACCAGACCCGAAUGUUGCAGCAGACCAUUUGCUACCACAGACAAAGCAGCUGGUCGGUUUCCGUGUCGUGGGGAUACUCAGUUCACAUUUACGAAAAGAUUCAUCCCCGGAGUUACCUGCAAAUGCCGAUCGAAACGUUCCAGCCGUGGCAUGGGGGUCAGCCCCUGCCGAUUUAUAUGUUCAACACUCGGCUUCCUUCUAAGGAUCCUUGCGAAGCGCCGCACGUUUUCUUCCUUAAAACGGUGAACAGAACCCAGGAAGGUGGGGUGGUUAUGACAUAUCUCCGGUCGUGGGAGAGAGGGUUGCCGCCGUGUUUGUCCAGCGGCAACCAUUCGGCUGCUUAUGUUUCCAGGGUUGAAGUUCACUCGCCAUCGACAAAGCGUCCUGAGAUGGACAAGUGUGAAUGUUGUGACGUUAUUCAUACAGAUGGUGAGGAAGGUUUGAAAGUCAAAUAUAGAAAUUGUUUGUUAACUGAAGUCAUUGCUUAACCAGCAGUGAAGCUACUGUAACUAUUCUUUUCUUCUCAAAAGCCUUAUUUAAUCAAUCAU
Ipomoea triloba (trilobed morning glory) is the source of this 1394-nucleotide messenger RNA. RefSeq lists its product as uncharacterized. NCBI's taxonomy places the organism in Eukaryota, Viridiplantae, Streptophyta, Magnoliopsida, Solanales, Convolvulaceae. The transcript has 3 exons. The coding region runs from base 9 to 1334 and encodes 441 amino acids. The record is from RefSeq and is a predicted model, not a curated record. Gene Ontology annotation, molecular function: acetylglucosaminyltransferase activity.